AAAUGGGAGUAGAAAAUAGUGCUUGAUCUUGCGCUGGGUGUCAUAAAGCUUGUAGUUUGCUUUUGUAAGAUUAUGUUUGUGGAUUCCAAGCCAUCUACUUUCUGCACCCUCAGACUGAGCUGAAAUAGUUAGUAGCGUGACGAGAUAUGAAAAGGGCAUUGCAGAGAGGCUGAAUCUCUCAGAAGUUGCUGUUUCCGGUCAUGGAUGAUUUUGUUCGAGAUGUAUUAACAGAGUUGGAUCUCAGCAGUUACAUAGAAACAUUUAAAGAACAAGGCAUCGAUGAGGUGAAUCUUUUCUGUCUUGAGAAUGAUGACAUCCGGGAGUUGUUCAAAGAAAUGGGACCAAGAGCAAAAUUCAAGAAAAGACUCAAGUCAUUAAUGGUUUCAGACAACAGUAACAGAAAUGAUAAAGGAAAAAGAAGCCAAAGGGGGAGUCAACCAGCCCACCAAGACGUAAAAGACGACGUGACACCAUUUACCCAGCGGAAAAAUCCAUAAGGUCUGACGCGAAAAAAAUAAUGACAUGUGUCCAAAGCAAACUAAAUCAAGGAGACAAUGCAGAGCUCAAUGAUUUUCUGAAGACAAAGAUACAUGAUUUAAAGAAAGAAAAGAGAGAGAUGAUCGGCGUCUUUGGAAGAACUGGGGCUGGAAAGAGCUCUUUAAUAAAUGCCGUCAUUGGAGAGAAGGAUCUCUUGCCCUCAGGAGACGUCAGUGCAUGUACCUCAGUCAUGAUUAAAGUGGAGGCUAACACAAAGAACAAGAAUUAUGAGGCAGAGAUUGAAUUCAUCUCAGAAGAGGAGUGGAAGCAUGAUUUGUGGUAUUUGUCAAAAUUCGUCUUGAAUAAGGCAGAAGAUGAGGAGGAUGCUAGAGAGGAGCAUGAUGAUAAUGAUGAUGCUGUGGAAAUGCUGUCAGCGCUGUACGGAGAAGACUGGGAAAAAAACAGUUCCCCAGAAAGUCUCUGCCAUGACAAACACUUCAGAGAAAUCCCAGAAUUUAAAAAUUCUGAGAACAAGACCCUGACCUGUGAAUCAGCCAGAGAGCUGUCUACAGAACUUGUCAAAUACACAAGAAGUGGCUCAAAAGAAGGAAAAGGUAAAGAGGCAAAGAGGUGGUUUUGGCCCCUGGUGAAGUGUGUGACUGUCCGGGUGCCGAAAAAUGACCUCCUCCAGCAUGUCACUCUUGUGGACCUACCUGGAAGUGGAGACCGCAACAAAAGCAGAGAUAAAAUGUGGAAAGGGGUCAUUGGAGAUUGCUCCACUGUGUGGAUUGUGGCCGAGAUCAAGAGAGCAGCAGCAGAGGAAGAACCAUGGGAGAUCCUUAAAAAUGCCAACAGCAAUAUGGGAAAUGGUGGCCAGUGUCAGCAAAUUCACUUCAUCUGCACCAUGUCUGAUGUUCUCGGCAAUGUAAAGAAUCGCUCAGCAGAAGAUGUUCGCGCUAACAUAUUCAAGAGGAACAUGCAAGCCAAGGAUGCAGUGAAGAAAGAAUUCAGGAAACUAAACAAGACACAUAUUCGUGAGGAAUGUUUCGAGGUGUUCACGGUGAGCUCCACCGAGUUUCUGGGCAAAGAAUGGCUGGAGCCAGAUGAAACUGAAAUCCCCAAACUCAAGGAAUUCCUGAGAAACCUCAAUGACCGUCACUCUGGGACAUUGAACUACCAGUACGUGUCCGAAGCAAAGGGGAUUCUGUCCCUGAUUCAAGGGGCCAGGCAAGGAGAUGUGGCUGGCAAAAGAGCAGAUGUGUGUGGAGUCCUGAGAGAAAAAAUGGGUCGUGGACAUGAGAAUGUCUUAGAGUCCAUGCAAAAUACCUAUGAGGCUUUUGAAAACUGCCUUAUGGAGGGGGUUGAGAAUUCCAGAAGUUCUUGUACCAGUGCCGUGAAGUACUUCUUAAAACCUAUAGGGAUAAAAGGAGGUGCUUUUCACAGAACAUUGAAGUGUGUAGUUGCAAACAAUGGUGCCUACAAACCGAAAAACAAGAAGAAACUUGAUCUCAAUGCAAAAUUAUCUUCAUGGCUGGCUGAGAGCAUUGAUGAGGAAUUCAGGAAGACUUUCCCAAAUGAGUCAAAAUGUGAAUCAUUCAACGGAUCCAUCAGUUCCUUUUCACUUGACACAGAGUCACUGGUUGAAAGCAACAACGAAGUGCAACUGCACCUGGAAUUUCUGAGGACAGAGGAAGAAAAAAUGAAGACAAACCUCUGGGAUAGGAUCCAGAAGCGUAAGAAAGAAAUCUACAACAGCCUGACAAUAUCAAUCGAGGAAACCAUGCAGCAAUGCUAUGAUGAAGCAAAACACUGUAAAGGAUCAGGCUCUCUAGCAAUGAUGAGGACAAUCAUUGAGACGCAUGUGCGUGCUAACAAGGACAACUUGUUUGUGAAAGCCAAAGAUGAUAUGUUGUCAGAACUGCGAGAUUUGAUGGAGGAGAUCCCGAAGACACUGAAUGAAACCAUGCUGAAAUCGAUCAAUCUGUCACUCAAGACAGAUUGUCAAUCACUUCCAGAUGUUGAAGAGGAGCUGGAGGCGGUGACAAAGUACUUUGAACAGUUGAAGAGAAGCACCAAUGAAGAGACAUCUGCAGUUGUGAUGACCAACCCGGCCCGUCAACUGCACAGCUCUGAAGAGAAACAGUAGAGGUCUGAUGUACCACUGAGGGUCCCAGAGAUGAAGAUGAUGGGACAGAAGAGGCCCCUGGAUUUGGUCUCAACCUUUUGUCAAGCUUUUGUCUUUUCUCUCUCUGAGUCUUGUUUUUAACUUUGUCAAAGUGUGUUUAAUUUGAAUUAUAUACACAGAGAUGGUAUGAUGACAGAAAUGUUCAGCCUAUUUCCCCAGAUGAAUUUUAACCAGAUAUGUUGUGGUUUUAAUGGUUUAAUGGUAUGGGUUUCUAAGAUUAUUUCAGACAGACAUUGUGUUCUUUAGUGUUUAAGUUGUAAAUGGUUGUAUACAGGCUGGUACACCAUAUAUUAUAACAGGGAAAGCAAGAAAAAUAAACUGAGUUGUCCAUGGAGAAUGCUCAGAGGGUAAUGUAUUCACUGAGGAGAUAUUGAGGCUAUUUCAGUUAUUGUUCAAGACUUAAUUCAACAGUAAGAGAAAUGAAAAGGGGAGAGAUUUGCUAUUGAUCAAUGAUGAAAUAUGUUUAUGUAUAUGUGCCUAUAUUACUUUCACUAACAUUAGAUUUAGGUGGUUUUCAUGGUAUGAGUUUCUACUAUUAUUUCAGACAGACAUUUUGUACUUUAGUGAUUAAGCAGUUUUUUACUGUUGUUUUACUGUCUGUUUUCAUUUUAUGAGUUUAGCAAAAGAUGAUGUAAUGUGCUGACAGCGGUUUUACUGUAUAAAUGGUUACAUACAGUACUGUACACCAAAUAUUAAACUUCAAUAAAAUUCACUUCUCAGUGAAAGUAC
Molecule: messenger RNA, 3391 nt
Organism: Notolabrus celidotus (New Zealand spotty)
Lineage: Eukaryota; Metazoa; Chordata; Actinopteri; Labriformes; Labridae
Product: nuclear GTPase SLIP-GC-like
Exons: 23
Coding region: 518-2623 (701 amino acids)
Molecular function (GO): GTPase activity
Source: RefSeq, a predicted model, not a curated record